Molecule: messenger RNA, 5219 nt
Organism: Larimichthys crocea (large yellow croaker)
Lineage: Eukaryota; Metazoa; Chordata; Actinopteri; Sciaenidae
Gene: ctdsp1
Product: CTD (carboxy-terminal domain, RNA polymerase II, polypeptide A) small phosphatase 1
Exons: 6
Coding region: 557-3730 (1057 amino acids)
Molecular function (GO): RNA polymerase II CTD heptapeptide repeat phosphatase activity
Source: RefSeq, a predicted model, not a curated record
UGCAUGAUUAGGAUGUUUACAUAUGCUAAGAUAGCAAUGGAUAGUUCACCAGUCACUGACCACCAUUCAUUUUUGGACAUUUGACAACACUGCCCACGGUUAAACUGAGUAUGUUCUUGGAAAACAACAUGACUUUUGGCAGUUAUGGUCUUAAGAUCAAGUGGUCAAGAUGUUCUCAGGUGUCAGUUUCAGAUUAUUGCCUUAGUUCAGCCUUUUAUAGAGAUUUGAUAUUCCAGAAGUUAUUUGUCACGUCUUUCCAAGCCCCCAAAAUAAAUUUCUUGGUCUCUGGCAAAGGGGGUUGAGUCAAGUGCUAGGCUCAGUGUUGGUUGUGACAGCCUGUCAUGUCAAUGUGCAUGCUGCUCCUGUUGCUGUUACUCUCUCUCUCGGGUUGGCCGUGGUCUCAGUAACUCCCCCCACCAGCCGUGUAGAUAGCCACUCUGAAUGGAUCCUACAGUUACCUGCCAGUCAUUUGGACUUGGACUCUGCAGGAUCCGGAACCAAUGCAUGGAGUAAAAACUCUUAACAAUCAAAGUCCAGACUGAGAAAUCAUUUACUGAUGUAUUUGGAAAACUCUGAGCAAAGCAAAGUCUCUGGAGAAGGGGAGCCAUCUUCUGAAGUCAUGUUUGCUGAACAAUGCCAGGUUUCAAAAUUACCAGAAGCUGCAGAUUUAACCAGUCCUUCAGAGGGAAGUGCUGAACCUGGCGUGGAGGUCCUCGUGGAGUAUACUGAGCAGAGUGUUGUCAGUAGAGAAAUGGACCCUUCUAUGCUUUGUGUGAAACAUUGCAACAUGAAUGGAAAUGAGACUGAAUCCUGCACAUAUUGCAAUGGACACUCUGAGGGCUUUGAGCAAUACUCAGGAGGAGAUGGAUUUUUUGAAUCUGACCAGAUUGUUGAGACUUCUGGGUUAAGCCAACCAUUUGAUGAAUGUGCUCAACAAUGUGAGUGUUUUAAACCUUGCAAGUCCUCUGAGCACUACGCUAAUCAUAGCUUAACUUCCAUAUGUAGUCCUUGCUGUGAACAUUGUACAGAACACCUCCAGUUAUUUCAACAAUGUAAGCCCUCUGAUCAACAGUUUGACUUUGAGCCAGAUAGAUUGGCAGUGAACUGUGACAGUUUUGGGCAGUGUGAAAUGUCUGAUUUCAUACCCGAAUCCACAGACGACCUCGAGUUACUGCAACAGUAUGAGCCUUCAGAUCAGCAGUGUGAGUGCUUUGACUCUGAGCUAGACACAUCAACAGAGGACUCUGAGCCAUGUGAGAUGACUGGUUUCACACCUAACAUCUCUGAUUCAGUGGACUUAUUGGACUGUGGCACUGAAGAUUGUGAGUAUGAAGAAGCUCAGAGUCAAACUGAAUGUUCUGAUGCCGAUGAAGAGAGCUAUCCACUUGAACAAGAGGACGAGCAAAAUGAAACUGAACUGACUGAUGAAGAGUCCUGCCAAUUAUCAGAAGAAAUAAAUUCCUCACAUUUCAAUCCACCUGCUCAUGUUUAUUUUGAUGAGAGUGAAGAUGUUCACUUUGAAGGUGAUUGGUGUGAGACACAACAGCUUGCUGAAGACAUGUCUACAGACGAAUGUGGAACGGAUUACUCAGAAACAAGCCAGGACAAUGAACCAACUCAACAAUGUGCUACUUCAGAGCAGUGCAACUCUGACAAGUCCUCAGAGUUUUGCGGUGAAGAAGAUGGCUCCUCAGAUUGCUCUUCGAUUGAAACCAAGUCCUUUAAGACUUGUCCUGAUGACAGUACUCCUUCAGAUCUCUGCUCUGAUUCAUCUGGGGAGUCUGACAAAGGAGCUCAGGAAGAUUCAAGUGAUGAACAGACGCAGUGGGAAUCUUUUGAAGAAUAUGAAGAAAUCGAGCAAAGUCAUAUUAACGGAAGUAAUGAGGAUAAAAAGAAAACGUCCACUGUUGAUGUUGUCAUUGAGAAUUACUUUGAUCUAUUUGACAGAGCUGACUAUUACGGACAUGCGUUUUCACAAAAGCGACAUUACAUCUCCUGCUUUGAUGGGGGCGAUAUCCACGACCACCUGUAUCUUGAAGAAGUUCGUUCUGAGGCACAGAAACCUGCCAAAAAUGCAUACAGAUGUAAAGAAAUCAAAGAGGAAAUUUACGAGCAGGAAACUGAUACAUGUUUCAUAGCCGGUGACGAAGCAUGCCGAGAUAUUUACGAGGAAGAUGAAAGUCCGAGAGAUGAUACCUCCACUGGGUCAUGUGAGUCAGAGAAACAACCCGAAGACUGGAUAGUUGAAUCAGAAUCAAGUUUAGCAGAUGAUGAAGUUGAAGAAAAUGAAUCAGAAGCUCAUGUACUUUAUACAGACGAUUGUGAGGAAGCAGAGAAACAAGUGGACACCUUUGAUAGACAAGCAUUUGACGGCCAUGUUUCUGAAAUCUGUGAUGAAAAAGAAGCUGUGGAGAGUAUGUGCGCACCAUGUGCAGAUGCCAUCUCUGUCGAAGGGGACGCUUAUGAAGAUGAAGUCUCUGAUGCUCAAAAUUAUGAAUCUCUUGGUGACAACAUCUCUACCAUUAGCUAUUUACAGACAAAUGCUACUGAUCGCAAAAAGGAAGACAAAGGCGAGUCUGAAGACAAAGAAUUUAUUGCAUGUUCAGAAAUGGAGCCAUAUUGGUCACUUCUAAAUCACGAGGAAAAUGGAGAGUUGUGUGAGCCAGGUGUUGAAGAAUAUUAUGCAUAUCAGAUUAAAAGCAUUCAGUCAUCUGUUAAACAAGCCCUGAAUGGAUUUAUUAUGGAAGGAGGAUCAUAUGAUCAGAAGAUCCAUGGAGCUAAUGGGGAUGCCUCUGAGAAUGAAAAAGAAGAUGCUCUUUUGGACCUGAAAGAGACUGAGUUACGUGUCCAGAGUAGCCUAGAGGAGUGUAAAGUAGUCAGAUUCGGAAUUACUGAAGUUAUUGAACUGGGUGACAAUUUCACUGAUUUCUCUGUUGUGGAAAAAACAACCAAUGGACAAACUCCAGAAUUAAAAGAUGACGGUGGAGACAGUGAAAUACCAAGAGAAAUAAAACCUCCGUUAGAUAUUAUUCACAGUGUUGUCUCAGAACUUGAUGCGCAGAACAAGACCUCCGAACAAAGCAGGGAUUCAGAAGAUGAGACGAGUGACGAUGAAUCUUCUGAGCCUUGUGAAUGCGAGUACUGCAUUCCACCAAUAGAGCAGGUCCCAGCCAAACCGCUGCUCCCACGGGUGAGAUUGAAUGAUGCAGGGAAGAUCUGUGUUGUCAUUGAUCUGGAUGAAACACUAGUGCAUAGUUCAUUUAAGCCAGUGAACAAUGCUGAUUUUAUCAUUCCAGUGGAAAUUGAUGGAACAGUUCACCAGGUGUAUGUGUUAAAGAGACCCCACGUUGACGAAUUCCUCAAGAGGAUGGGAGAAUUGUUCGAGUGUGUUUUGUUCACCGCGAGCUUAUCCAAGUAUGCAGAUCCUGUGUCGGACCUGUUGGACAAAUGGGGGGCCUUCAGGAGCCGUCUGUUCCGGGAGUCAUGCGUCUUCCACAAAGGGAACUACGUAAAAGACCUGAGCCGUUUAGGAAGAGACCUGAACAAGGUCAUCAUCAUUGACAACUCCCCAGCCUCCUACAUCUUCCAUCCCGACAACGCAGUUCCUGUAGCGUCCUGGUUUGACGACAUGUCAGACACCGAGCUCCUCGAUCUUAUCCCCUUCUUUGAGAGACUAAGCAAAGCGGAUGACAUCUAUGAUUUUCUCACGCAGCAGAGGACUUCAAGUUAACAGAGGCAGGAUACUAGGAUGAAAAUAAUCACCAGCAGCUGUCGUCACGGGGCCACGGAGGCUGGUGGGCCACAGGCUCCACGCUGCUUCCAACUACAAGGACCACACUGCAAAAAAAUCCCAUGUCAUUUAAUCUCAUAUUCUCACAGUGUAUUGCAUAAAAAAGUAAAAGUAAUCUUCAACUGUUUAAAGGUCCAUCAGAAAACGACUACAGUAUCUAAUCCUAGUGAAGAUUUUCUUUUGGUAAUUCUAGAUAAAGACUGAAUAUGAGAUUCAAUGACUUCUGUAGAUAUCUUUUGCAGUGCAGCUAGUGUGUUGUUGUUGAUGUUAUGUGACAGCAGUGACCCAUGUAAGUGUGCUGUAACCCUAGAUUGUGUGAACAGUUGUUCAGUGCCAUUCUGCAAAUGAACCACAUCAGUCAUUUUCAUGUCAGUGCAAUGUAGCAUUUGUAAUAGUAUUUUAAGCUCUCACACAGAAUAUAACAAGUUAUUGAUGACCGUCCGUUGAGUCCCAUUCACUUUUUUUUUUUGUGCCUAUAACGGCCAAAUGUCUAUGUAGUAAUAGACAAUCUUUAACUUUGCUUUAAUAAUUACUAUAACAAAAUUUGUGACACAUUUCACUACAAAGAAACCGUUUUGAUCUGCCCCAAAUACUAUGCAGUUACUGUUCAUCUCGGGAAAGCUUUGAACAAACACUGUUUGUUUAGAUUGAGAGAAACUUGAACAGUAAUCAUGGAAACCAUAUCCAGCAUUGAUUGUAGUCUUUAUGUACUACAUUACAGAUUAUUGUGUCAAUUGUAAUAUUACUGGAAUCGAAUUAAUGCGUAAUAACCCUUUUAUAUCUUGUCUUAUUUCUAGUUCAGUCAAAAAAAAUACCAUAAUGUUGUUAUUCAGUAGUUGACCUCAUACUUGCAUCAACAAAUCUUAAAAAAGCGAAUUAUACCACGUCUGAGACAAUGUUUUGGACAGUUCUGGAUUGGUUUUAAAGGUCCAGUGUGUAAGAUUUAGGGGGCUCUUAUUAACAGAAUACAGCAGAAAUUUAAUAUAAUAUUUAUAGCUAUGUUUUCAUUAGUGUAUAAUCACCUGAAAAGAAGAAUUGUUAUGGUUUUGUUACCUUAGAAUGAGCCUUUUAUAUCUACAGAUGCACUUCCAUGCAGUUUGCCAUGUUGAACAGUCAUAUUUCUACAGUAGUGUACAAACAAACUAAACACUGGCUCUUUUUUGUUUUGUUUUUCCUUUUUUUUGUUUUUUUUUUGCGCUAGGAAGAAUGCCGCUAAAUCCUACACACUGUUCCUUUAAGAAAUCAGACUGCACGCACAUCGGACCUUUCACGCCACUGCAGAAAAAUCGUGAGAUUAUUUUUGUACAUACAGUAUAUCAGAAUUUUAGGCAAUUGUUUUGAUUUGAUUUUAAUGUUAUUUUAUCUUUUGAGUUUUAAGUUGAAUCGGACACCACGGUGUGCGGCCCAUAAAUGAUGCAAUACUGUUUGU